CUAAUAUAAGAUUUUAUUUAACAUCUACUGGUCAUCCUGCUAUCUAGGGGAGGGGGUGGAAGGAGGGAGGGAGAAAAUUGGAACAAAAGGUUUGGCAAUUGUCAAUGCUGUAAAAUUACCCAUACAUAUAACUUGUAAAUAAAAAGCUAAUAUUAAAAAAAAAAAGAAAGAAAGAAAGAAAUCUUGGUUAAAAUCAACAAUUGGAGAUCUGGGCCAGAUACCGAUAAGCACGUAAGCCUGGGAACUUUGGUUUUCUUUUCAAUCUGAAACCUGAAGCCUCAAGACUCCUUUUUAAAGGGCAAUUUCUGAACUCUUUGCAGAAGAUCCAAAGCAGCUUGCUCUGCUUCUAGGACCCUGCUUGCUGAGAAGACAUUCUCUUCUCAGUGCCAGCCUCCAUUUCCCUAAUAGGACUUUGCCACUAAAGAAGUCAAUCUCUUUUUUUUCCCAGUGACCGAUGGUUUUCUUUUAUAUUUAAAAACAAAACAAAAAAAAUAAUUAAAUAAACCCCCCAAACAACUCCCCAAAACAAACAAAAAACACAGAUUAAAUAAAAUUUACAGUGAACAUACCCAGCUAACAUCUGUAUGUGCAAUUAAAUACUGUGUCUAUUACUGCAGCAUGAACCUCAAACAAACAAUAUACAAAUGUUCUGAGGGGCUGGGGUGGAUAGAGUAAGAGUAGGCACAGUUUUUAACCCAUGGGAUAGGGGUGACAAGAUGGGGGGAAGUGAAAAGAGGAGGGAAAUCAAUUUAUUUUUUUCAAGAAGUCAGUCUCUUAGCAAAACUGGCUUCCUAUCCAACAAUAACCUUUCAUUUUUGUCAAUUAAUAUUUCGGGUUCAUGAAUUCUUUCAUGAAGAACCUGCUUUGACUAAAAGGUUAUUUUAACAACUCUGACUACCACUAACCUCAUCAGUAUUGAUGGAUCAAAGGGUAAUGUCCUUUGGACAUAGGCCCAAAUUGCUCUCCGGAAUGGUUGUAUCAGUUCACAAUUCCAUCAAGAGUACAUAACUGUCCCAAUCUGUCCCCAUAACUGUCAUGUCAGCCAAUCAGAUGGGUUCGAGGUGAUGCCUCAAGAGUUGUUUUAAUUUACAUUUCUCUAAUCAAGUGACUUAGAGCAUUUCUUCACCUUUUAUCAAUUUUAGAAUGACUUAUAUUCUUAUAAAUUUGACUCGGUUCUAUUUUUGAGAAAUGAGGCCUCUCUCGGAAACACUGGCUGUAAAGGUUGUUUCCCAUGGAAUGGCUUUGUUGGUUUUUUAUUGAUCAUGACAGAGGUGGGGUAGUUCCCACCAGGGCGUUCCACAGCUCCCGGACCCCAGACUGUUUUCUGACCUCCAGGGUCGUGGAUGUUGCCUUAGGAUGACUCAGAAGGACUCAGAACUGCCGCAUUCUCACACCUCAUGGGAAGGAGGGCCGGAGGGGAAUACGUCCGUUCUGAGGGAUCACUCAUCCCCAGGGAGAUCCGUAAUGACCUUUUAACAAAUAUAUAAAUCUUGUUUUAUUUUAUUUUUGCGGGUGCCGCCUUGUACUUUUUCUCCUGGGAAUUUCCCGGGGUGUCUUUUGCUGCUCCAAGCUCACCGUGGCCCUGCCUCCCUUCCCUUCCCCAAGCUGAGCAAGGUCCGGGGCUGCACUGCAGGAAACCGGCCCGAAGCAGGCCUGGCCAAAGGCUGGGGAGAUCCCGGGAGACUUCCGGGAGGAGGCGGCUCCUUAGCCCAAGCAGCUCCAGGGAAAGCGGAAAACGCUGUGACCAGAAGCCAGGCCCUCGAGACCCACGUGGAGGACUCAUGAGGUGGAGAGAGAAUCCCGGGGAUUGGUCCCUCCCAUUUCUCCGGACUUCAGCAGUUUGGCAACUAAAGGCCCAGCGCAUGCUCACAAAUCUGUACCCGUCCAACUAGGUUUCCCAGAAGGCUUUGCCGUGCAGAAGGAAGUGAUUACCAUGGCCCCGCCCCCUUUCUUUCGUAACUUCCUUUCCUAGCCUCCUGGUUGGCACCGGAAGUUAGCCACUUCCGGAUCUCGCAUCGCUCUCGACUACCAGGACUCUUCUCAGGCCUCUCCUUGUGAGGGCUCCGGGACUGGAGGGCUCGCUGGAGAGCGAGGUCCAACUUGGGAGAACUCUGCUGAGGUGAACACAAUGGCUCCUGUGCUCCUGCCCUCCAGGGAUCACCAAGAACUGGUGACAUUCAAGGAUGUGGCUGUGGAAUUCACCCCAGAGGAGUGGGGGCACCUGCACUCUUCUCAGAAAGCAUUGUACAGGGAUGUAAUGCUGGAGAAUUACAGGAACCUGGUCUGCUUGGGACUGGCAAUCUCCAAACCAGGUGUGAUUUACCAGUUGGAACAAGGGAAAGUACCUUGGAUGCCAGAGGAUGAUAUUCCAAGAACCCCCUAUCUAAAUUGGGAUACUACACCUGAAACCAUGGAGUCAACUCCAGAGAUGGACAUCUCUAUGGAAGAGUCAUUCCAAGAAAAAUUCACAAGGAGUAGUCUCUUUUUUUCCAAGUUUGGAAAAGCCUGGGAAUAUAAUGCCAUCUUAGAAAAGGGAAGUGAGGAGAAACAGUCAAGAAAAAUUAAAAACACCCCAAGGAAAAGUCCUAAACAAGGGACAGGACAUGCAUAUAAUAAAUAUAAUAGAGGCUUCUACAUAGGACCAAUCCUUUUCCCUCAACAUAGAGCAUCUGUUGAAAAGACCCUCCAUCAGUAUGAUGUUCACAAAAAGAACUGCAGAUUCUAUUCACACUUGAAUAAAUGUAAUGCUGACUGCUCAAAUAAGGUGUUUUCUAAGUUGAAUGAAUGUGAGAAAUUCUUUAAUUAUAAUUCAGACCUUAAUGUCAAUCAUAUAACACAUCCUGGAAUAAAACCAUUUGGAGGUAAUGAAUGUAAUAAGGCCUUCCCUAAUAACAUGAACCUUACUCAACAUCAAAGAAUUUCUACUACAAAGAAGCCUAAUGAAUGUAAUGAAUGUGGAAAGGUCUUCAGUCAAAAGACAGGACUUACUCGACAUCAGAGAAUUCACACUGGAGAGAAACCAUAUGAAUGUAAUGAAUGUGGAAAGGCCUUUAGCCGGAAGACGGGACUUACUGAACAUCAAAAAAUUCAUAAUGGAGAGAAACCUUAUAAAUGUAAUGAAUGUGGAAAGGCCUUCCGGCAGAGGAUACGCCUUAUUGAACAUCAGAGAAUCCAUACAGGAGAGAAACCUUAUAAAUGUAAGUCAUGUGGAAAGGCUUUCCGGUGGAGUUCAGAACUUACUCGUCAUCAGAGAGUUCAUACAGGAGUGAAACCUUAUAAAUGCAAUGAAUGUGGGAAGACUUUCUGCCGGAGGACGGGACUCACUCAACAUCAGAGAAUUCACACGGGAGAGAAACCUUAUACAUGUAAAGAAUGUGGGAGUGCCUUCCGCCAAAGAAUACGUCUUAUUGAACACCAGAGAAUUCACACUGGAGAGAAACCUUAUGAAUGUAAGGAAUGUGGGAAGGCCUUUCCCCGGAGCAUAGAACUGACUCAACAUCAGAAAAUUCAUACUGGAGAGAAACCUUAUGAAUGUACUCUAUGUGGGAAGGCCUUCCGGUGGAUAACAGAACUUAAUGAACAUGAGAGGGUUCACACUGGAGAGAAACCUUUUCAGUGUAAAGAAUGUGGGAAGACCUUCCGCCAAAGAAGAAGUCUUAUUCAGCACCACAGAAUUCACACUGGAGAGAAACCUUAUAAUUGUAAUGAAUGUGGGAAGGCCUUUCGGUGGAGCACAGACCUUACUGAGCACCAGAGGAUUCAUACUGGAGAGAAACCUUAUACAUGUAAAGAAUGUGGGAAAGCCUUUCGUCAGAGAGCACCACUUGCUCAACAUCAGAGAAUUCACACUGGAGAGAAACCAUAUAACUGUAAUGAAUGUGGCCAGGCUUUCCGCUGGAGCUCAGGACUUACUGAACAUCAGAGAAUUCAUACUGGAGAGAAACCAUUUAAAUGUAAUGAAUGCGGGAAAGCCUUUCACCGAGGCACACAUCUCAUUCAACAUCAGAAAAUUCACACUGGAGAGAAAUCUUAUCAAUGUAAAGAAUGUGGGAAGGCUUUCUGCCAUAGAACACCUCUUGCCAAACAUCAGAAAAUUCAUACUGGAGAGAAACCUUAAGAAUGUAAUGAAUGUGGGGAAUCCUUUUGCCAAAACAGAGAGCUUAGAAAACAUCAGAUAAUUUAUACUGGAGACAAAACUCAGGAAUGAAGAAAAGGCUUCCAAGAUUAGCUGAUUGCUUACUCAACAUGAGUGGGUUUGCACUAGGGGAAACUGAAUGUAAUGAAUAUGGAAAGUUCUUCCUUGAGAAUAAAUAUAGGAAUCAUAUUGGAGGGAAGUUUUGUGAAUGCAAUGAUUUUGCAUUUAAGUAGCAUGAGCAAGAUUUCAGCCAAAGCACAUAAUCACUUAAUAUUAAAGAAUGUAAAAGCAAAUUCAUAUAAA
Molecule: messenger RNA, 4438 nt
Organism: Antechinus flavipes (yellow-footed antechinus)
Lineage: Eukaryota; Metazoa; Chordata; Mammalia; Dasyuromorphia; Dasyuridae
Product: zinc finger protein 883-like
Exons: 5
Coding region: 2129-4117 (662 amino acids)
Biological process (GO): negative regulation of transcription by RNA polymerase II
Molecular function (GO): DNA-binding transcription repressor activity, RNA polymerase II-specific
Source: RefSeq, a predicted model, not a curated record